Messenger RNA from Arvicanthis niloticus (Nile rat), 1773 nucleotides. It is a transcript of the gene Mageb18, whose product is annotated as MAGE family member B18. The record is from RefSeq and is a predicted model, not a curated record. Gene Ontology annotation, biological process: negative regulation of transcription by RNA polymerase II. Gene Ontology annotation, cellular component: nucleus. Lineage: Eukaryota; Metazoa; Chordata; Mammalia; Rodentia; Muridae.
GCCGUUCUCCACGGACAGCGAAGCCUCCGGGAAGUUUUGGCUUGAGCGUCUGGUGAGGAACCUCCGUUUGUCAAGGGUGACCUCUUCCUCAACCUGCUUGCAGUACUACCUGUGGUCCCCACUACAGUCAUCAUGCCUCGUGGCCAGAAGAGCAAGCUGCGUGCCCGUGAGAAGCGCCGCCAGGCCCGUGCUAAAAUUGCACUGGAGGAACAAGCCUCUGCAGGUCCUUUCUAUGAGUGUCCACAUCAGGAUAUUCCUGUUGCCGGUAUGCCUACACCUCCCAACAUGCCAAUGGAAGAUCAUUCUACCUUUUCAGCCACAUAUACAAGUACAGCUGCCGAAAACCUUGUUGAGGAAAGUUCAGAUGACUCUGACUCUGACUCUGAGGACUGGUGUAAAAAUCCUAUAAACCACAAAGUCGUCUUACUGGUACAGUUCCUGAUAGAGAAGUAUCAAAAGAAAGAGGUUGUUACAAAGGCAGAUAUGCUGAAGUAUGUUAUCAAAACAUCUAAGGACCACUUCAAUGAGAUCCUAAAGAGAGCCUCAGAUCACAUGGAACUGGCAUUUGGUGUUGAUCUGAAGGAAAUAGAUCCAAACAAGCACUGCUAUGCUCUUUUUAACAAACUAGAGCAUACCUUUGAUGAAGUGAUAGGUGAAGAAAAAAUGCCCAAUAGUGGCCUCCUAAUGAUAGUGCUGGGUGUGAUACUCAUGAAAGAUGACCAUGCUCCUGAAUGGGAGAUCUGGAAUGUGCUGAAUAUGAUGGGCGUAUAUGCUAACAGAAAGCACUUCAUCUAUGGAGAUCCUAAGAAGGUCAUCACUGAAGAUAUGGUACAGCUAAAGUACUUGGAGUACCAGCAAGUGCCCAACAGCAAUCCUCCAUCCUUUGAAUUCAUGUGGGGUCCAAAAGCCCAUGCUGAAAUCGGCAAGAUGAGAAUCUUGGAGUUUUGGGCCAAGAUCCAUGAUACUACACCAGAUUCCUUCAAAACCUUGUAUGAAGCAGCUCUGAAAGAUGAAGAAGAAAGAGCUCAAGCCAGGGCUUCAACCAGGGUUCGCACUGCUGCGAUGGCCACUUCAUAUUCAAAAGCCAUGAUGCCCAGCUCGUCCAAUGCUAAGUAAUAUCUAAGGCUAUUUCUUCACUGUAAAGGUUACACAUCAAAGUUUGAAGUAUGAGGAAGAUUUUCUUUGUGGAAGUUAAGGACAAUGGACAAUUUAAGUAGACUGACACUCUAGAAAGAGCACACUGAAUAUCAUUGUUGCAUUCUUCUGCCAUAUUUAAGUUUCAUCUCACUAUUUUGUGUUAGAUUUCAGAUGUUUCUUUUAAAAUUUUCAAUACUUUUAAAUGUAAAAUAAGUAAUGCAUUUGCUUAUACAUUUAUUGCAUGAAGCUGUUGGGAGCAAGAGUUACUUUUCUUUAGGGGUAGACCACUGGUGUAUUCUCCAUGUCCCAGUGGAUGAACCUACACCUGGGCCCAUAUGGAUAGCACUAACUGGACUUAACUUUUUAUAGAAAUGUAUAAGAAGAAAGGGAGAGCUGUACAUCAGUUUGAAUUUACCAGUUUGUUCAAUAUAGUGUUUUGUUGGCUCAGUGAGUAAAAACUGGGUCAAAAUAUAGUCAAUGUUAAAUAACAUUGAGAUAGCAUAAAUGGAAAAAGAAAAAUGAGAAGAUACUUGGUUCUUAGUUUUCUGUAUUUCACUUCAUUGUAUACAAAUAAAAUGUAUGUACUUUGAUUUGUUUAAGUAAGGAAUUAAGGUGAUAAUAAAGUUUUUAAGUUGU